UUUUUCAUUCCAACCAUUGACAUUAACUUGCUGGCUGUACAUUAUUUAACAAUAUUUUUUCUGUAGAUCGUUAUUAAAAAUUACAAUUUGAUAAGCUAGAGUGCUAAUUAAUAUUUUUCAUACCAUUGUUGUUUCUUGCGUUUAGUUACAAUGAACAAAAUACGACUGACAAAUAUCAUAAACAACGAAGUGUUUACUUAUUCUACUAUAUUGAUUAAAGGAUUUGUGGACAUUACUGACGUCGAUUCGAAUUUGAUACUCAAACAUUAUUCAAAUAAUGCCAAGCAAUUGGCAGAAUCCCGAUGGACUGUGUAUGAAAACAAAUUCAAAGUAAUAAUUGAAUUGAAAAUUGGUGAUAACUCGUUGGUUUUUAAAUUUGGAAACGAAGUCUUGUACAUAAAAUUGAUAUACAAACAAAGAGCUACUAACUACACUGUAUGUCCAGUGUAUGUUAUUUGUGCUGAUCAUGAUGGAAGAUUUCAGGUACCUACCUAUCUAAAUGAAUAAUUUUAAUUUUAAAUUAUUCAAGUAUAAAAUCUUAUCAGUCUAUUAUUAUUCUAUUGAGUAGAUAUAUAUAUAAUAUAAAAUAUAUUUGCUUGUUUUAGGCUCCUAUAAACCAUGAUAAUUCUGUUCAAAACGCUUGCAUCAAAAUAAAAUUAUGCUCAAAAUUAAUUCAAAUGUUGACGGCCGAAAAAAUGUACGAAAAAGGUUUUGGAAAAAAAACAUUUCAAGUCGAAAAAGACUGUCGUAUAAUUAAAAGUUCAUUAACAAGACGUACUGUAUUUAAUAUGCAUCCAGAAAAAUUAUGGGAGUAUAUAGCUAGAGAGUUGACAGCUGGCCCAAAUUCAAAACAUCAAAAAUUUUUAGCUUUUUUAUCAUGCACUUAUUGGGAUGGACAGAAUUUACAUGGACAUGUUGCAUUAGGUGGUGGUGGUUUGGCAUUAUUCGGAACCGGUUGCCUUUAUACUUGGCCUAGCAAGUUGGAGGAAGUUUUACCAUGUUUCAUGAAUAUGACAAAAGUUGAUACCGGCACAUUAUUAGAUGAUAGCUGUUUUAGGUAAUUAUAUCUAUGAUAUUAUUUUUAUAGUAAAAGAAAUAUUAAAUUAAUUGAUUUUAUAGAGGAAAUUUUGGUGGAUGCUUUAGCACAACAUUAGGUUCGGUUUGGCAUGAAUUGGGACACACAUUUGAUUUAGGCCAUUCUAAAUAUGGUAUAAUGGGCCGUGGAUUUGAUAAUGUCCAUUUAAUUUUUACCCUGGACAACAAAAAUAUUGCUCAAGAAAUUAUGCCUGCUAGCAAAGGAUAUAUAAUAUGCAUUGACAACUAUUCACACACUAUUAAUAUGAAUGAUGAUAUGUCCAAUAAUAAUAACAACAACAACAAUACAAACACAAAUGAAACAACAGAUGACUACGAUUCAAAACAUAUCUGUUGGUCAAUGGGAUGUGCAUCAAUUCUUUCAUUUCAUAAGUAAAAAUUGUAUUGUUUAUUAGACUAUUUUUAUUUUUUUAUUGUUUAAUGUUUUUGUUUAGGUGGUUCAACGAUUGCAAAGAAGAAGAAAACAAAAGCGAAAACACAAUUGAUUAUGUAGCCAAAAGGUUAUAGCAUACUAUACUAUUAUAAUAAUGUUAAAUAAUCUGUAGUUUGGUGCAAGAAUGGUCAAUGUGAGAAAAAAGUGUAUUAUAAUAAUUAGGGUUAACGUUAAAUUUUUGAAAUUUUUUACAUGUUUUACAUUUUUAUUUUAUUUUUUGACAUUGAUCUUUUUUGUACCAAGCUACAGAUAUAAAAUCAUACAUUUUUUUUUUCAAAUUUUAGGAACUUAUUAACUUCAAAAAACGGUUUACGGGUAGUUCAAUUAAGGAGAGAAGACGGCCUGGUCAUGCACUCAUGGGAAUUUGUUAAAAAUAAUAACAAACGUACAUUCAUUCUUCCUGUACAAUUAGCAAAUAAUGGUAUAACUAUUAUUGCUGAGGAUUCUAAUGGAAAUAUUUUAAAACAUUUACUGUGAUUUACUUUCACAUUACUUUAAUUUUAAAAUAAGUAUUUAUUGACUGGUGGAUAUUCAAAUAUUCAAUUUAGUAAUUAAUUU
Messenger RNA from Cinara cedri, 2086 nucleotides. The record is from the annotation of a GenBank genome assembly. NCBI's taxonomy places the organism in Eukaryota, Metazoa, Arthropoda, Insecta, Hemiptera, Aphididae.